Molecule: messenger RNA, 1488 nt
Organism: Lampris incognitus (smalleye Pacific opah)
Lineage: Eukaryota; Metazoa; Chordata; Actinopteri; Lampriformes; Lampridae
Gene: gnmt
Product: glycine N-methyltransferase
Exons: 6
Coding region: 191-1078 (295 amino acids)
Biological process (GO): regulation of gluconeogenesis; S-adenosylmethionine metabolic process; one-carbon metabolic process
Cellular component (GO): cytosol
Molecular function (GO): glycine binding; identical protein binding; S-adenosyl-L-methionine binding
Source: RefSeq, a predicted model, not a curated record
CGGUAUAAAUAAUAACAACUAAGGGUCCGGGACGUUCAUGUCGAGACGCUCCUGCUCGUCCGCUCCCGCCGCGUCCGCAUUCGCACGACGACGUUAGUCGCGCUUGAGGAAGUGGAGUUCGGGACUGCGCCGCCGCCGCCGCCGCCGCCGCCGCUGUGGAGAGUCGAGGCCAGCAGACAGACGUUGCAUCAUGUCGGUCGACAGCGUGUUCCGGACCCGGUCCCUCGGCGUGGCCGCCGUGGGGCUCCCCGAUCAGUACGCGGACGGCAAGGCGGCCAAGGUGUGGCAGCUGUACAUCGGGGACACGCAGGGCAGGACGGAGGAGUACCGGAGCUGGGUGGUGUCCCUGCUGAGGCAGCAGGGCGUGCGCGACGUGCUGGACGUGGCCUGCGGAACAGGAGUUGACUCCAUUAUGUUGGUUGAGGAGGGAUUCAAGAUGGUGAGUGUGGAUGCCAGUGACAAAAUGCUCAAGUAUGCGCUGAAGGCAAGGUGGGAGAAGAGAAAAGAACCAGCCUUCGACCAAUGGGUGAUUGAGGAGGCCAACUGGCUGACGUUAUCCGAAGACAUUCAGAAACCGGGAGAUGGUUUUGAUGCUGUCAUCUGCCUUGGCAACUCAUUUGCCCACCUACCAGACUUUAAAGGGGACCAGAGUGACCAGAGGCUGGCCCUUCAGAACAUUGCCAGUAUGGUCAGACCAGGGGGGAUUCUUAUCAUUGACCACCGCAACUAUGACUAUAUCCUGGAGACUGGCCGGGCACCCCAAGGCAAGAACAUCUACUACAAGAGUGACCUGACUCAGGAUAUCUCCACUUCAGUUCUGUGGGUCAAUAACAAACCUCACAUGAUUACACUGGACUACACCAUCCAGGUGCCACAGACCAAUGUUCAGAAUCCUCCUGAAGUCAGUAAGUUCCGUCUGUCCUACUACCCUCACCGUCUGGAAAGCUUCAAAGCUCUUCUGCAGGACGCCUUCCAGGGCAAGAUGGAGCACAGCGUCUAUGGAGACUUCAAGACUUACACCCCCGGCCAGAGUCAAGCUCCGUGUUAUUUUAUCCACGUCUGCAAGAAGAAGGCUUAAGAUGCACACUGUUUUUCUAAGAAAUGCGUUCUCUCCACUGCGUCCCUGUUUCUUUUCCUACAGUUCCGGGUAACGCCACAUCUGAACACGUUUUCAAAACACUUGUCGUGGUCUUUGUUGUGAAAAUACAAAUCAUUUCAAGUUUUACUCAAUUCUCAUGUUCGUUAGGGAUCCUAAAAUAACUUGUUUAGCCUGAACAUCACAAUUUGGAAUAGCAAUUAAAUUGUUUCCUGCAGGAAUAACUUGAAAAAAAAUGUAUCCAAUGCUGAUUUGUGUUAUUAUUUAAUGAUCCAAAGAUAUUUUAAUGUCUAAUUAAAUGGGUGAGGGGAUUUUUCUGAAGUAAAAGGAAAAACCUUAAGUUUGUCAAAAGCUCCAGAGCAGUCAGCGGUCUCCAGAAUAAUGAAGCCGGU